Molecule: messenger RNA, 492 nt
Organism: Didymodactylos carnosus
Lineage: Eukaryota; Metazoa; Rotifera; Eurotatoria; Philodinida; Philodinidae
Source: the annotation of a GenBank genome assembly
AUGUCGAACGAAGCGUUAGCUCGCUUACCGUCGGGUGAUAAUAUUAAACGUCGUAUUAGAAUUUCACGUCAAGAUAAAAAGCUUCCAUCAGCCCCAAAUGAUCCUAAUUUGUCAAAUGUUCCAACAACUUUAACUGUAGCAUCUCGUGGUGAUAAUUUUUUCCGUUGUGAUACUGAACCAGAAUCAUGUGAUAAUUUUCAUGGUACAUUUAAAAUAUUAGCUGAUCAGAAUCGCUAUCAAAACGAUAUUAAAUUUGCUCAUAAUAUUAAUAAAAUAGCUGCGUUAGCUUUUAUUCCACCUUCUGAUGUAUUACAUGCAUAUUUGCAUCCUUCAUUAGAUCUUGAUGAUGAUUACCAAGAUAUUUUAAAUUAUUUUGAAGAUACAUAUAUAGGACGACUUCGUCCUAACAAUACACGACGUCAACCAACAUUUAGUGUUGAUCUAAGCUUUAUUUGUAAAAAGAAGAAAAAGAAAGGAAUUUCCAUUGAAUAA